Molecule: messenger RNA, 2397 nt
Organism: Gekko japonicus
Lineage: Eukaryota; Metazoa; Chordata; Lepidosauria; Squamata; Gekkonidae
Product: vomeronasal type-2 receptor 26-like
Exons: 5
Coding region: 1-2397 (798 amino acids)
Biological process (GO): G protein-coupled receptor signaling pathway
Cellular component (GO): membrane
Molecular function (GO): G protein-coupled receptor activity
Source: RefSeq, a predicted model, not a curated record
AUGGUGUCACUCAUGGUGUUGGUUCUAGUGCUGCUGGAUCCAUCAGUGUACAAAGCCAAUGAUGCUAAAUGCACCAUCAGCAAACCCCUCUCAAGCCUUCAGAAAUGUUAUCAAGAAGGAGAUCUCAUAAUUGGGGGAAUUUCAUCUCUUAUCUAUGUCAUUUCAGAAAUCAUGGACUUCAGCAAACUGCUCAACAAUAUGGCAUAUAAUAUGCCCUUUGUACUGACUAAUCAUUAUCAACAUGUCUUGGCCAUGGCAUUUGCUGUGAAGAAGAUCAAUGAAAAUCCCCAGAUCUUACCCAAUGUCACCUUGGGCUUCCACAUCUGGAACAGCUACUUCAAUGCAAGAGAGACCUAUCGUGCUAUGGUAGAACUUCUCUCAACAAAGAACAGAUUGGUCCCCAACUACAAGUGUGACCCCCAGAGCAAUCUGAUAGCAGUCAUUGGAGGACUUGAAGCUGAAACUUCCCUCUACAUAGCAAAUUUGUUAGCUAUCUACAAUAUUCCACAGCUCACCUAUGGCUCUGCUUCAGUAAUGAAUGAAAAAUUAUCUGGCCUUUCUGUCUAUCAGAUGGUUCCAAAUGAAGUCAAUCAAUACAGGGGUAUCCUCCACUUAAUUCUGCAUUUCAGGUGGACAUGGAUUGGGCUCAUUGCUGUGGAUGAUGAACGUGGAGAAAGAUUUCAGCAAGCCCUGCUUCCUCUGUUUUUUCAAAAUGGCAUCUGUUUGGCCUUCAUAGAAAAAAUCCUACAGGUCACAACCAUAGAUUAUUAUUUUACCAUGAUGCAGGAUGGAUGGGAAAAAUUUGAUGUUGUAAUGGAGAGCAAAGCCAAUGCAGUUGUCCUUUAUGGAGACAGUGAAUCUAUCUCGUAUAUGAGAUGGUCUAUAAAAUUCUCAGAGACGGAAUUCACGACAGCAAAGCUUAAAGGGAAAGUAUAUAUUAUGACCAUUCAGAUGGAUUUGGUGUCCUAUUAUUAUCAAAGAAAUUGGGACAAAGUAGUCCUUCAUGGUGCUAUAUCCUUCAUAGUUCACACGAAUCAACCACCAGGAUUUCAGCAAUUUCUUAAGAGCAGAAAGCCUCUUUGGACUGAAGGAGAUGGCUUCAUCAGGGAUUUCUGGGAGCAGGCAUUCCUCUGUCAUUUCUCAGAUUCACCACUGGAGAAGGAGUUUGAUAAGAAUUGCACUGGAGAGGAGCAGCUGGAGAGCCUUCCUGCAGAUAUUUUUGAAAUGAGUAUGACUGGCCCCAGCUACAGUAUCUACAAUGCUGUCUAUGCUAUCGCAAAUGCUUUACAUGCCCUACUUUCAUUUUGUUAUGGACAAAGAAGAAUGGUGGAGACAAAGAAAUGUAAUUUCAGACAACCAUUAUGGCAGACACAGCCCCUUUCUGUCUGCAGUGGAAGUUGCCAUCCAGGUUACAGGAAGGAAAUGAAGGAGGGAGAACCAUUCUGCUGCUAUGGCUGCAUUCCAUGUCCAGAAGGAAAGAUUUCUGAUCAGAAGGACUUGGAUGACUGCAUCACUUGCAGAGAAGAUGAAUAUUCAAACAAGGGACAUUAUCAAUGCAUUCCCAAAAACUUCAUUUUCUUGUCCCAUGAGGAACCGCUGGGGAUCACUUUAGUGACUUUUGUACUUUCCUUUUCUUCCAUCACUCUUUUGGUGCUAGGAAUCUUUAUAAAGCACCACAGCACCCCUAUUGUCAAAGCCAACAACAGGAACCUCACCUAUUCUCUUCUGAUCUGCCUCCUCCUUUGCUUUCUUUGUGCUUUGCUAUUCAUUGGUCAACCACAAGGAAUGUCAUGUCUCCUCCAACAAUCAAUUUUUGGCAUGGUCUUCUCAGUUGCCCUUUCUUAUGUGCUGGCAAAAACGGUCAUGGUGGUUCUGGCUUUCCUAAGCAUCCAACCAGGAAGCAGCCUGAGGAAGUGGGUGGGGAAAAGAGUGGGCAAUUCCAUUGUGAUUUCAUGCUCCCUUUUCCAAGCAGCCCUUUGUUUUGCAUGGCUGGCAACUUCCCCCCCAUUUCCAGAUGUUGACAUACACUCAGAGACUGAAGCCAUUGUACUGGAAUGUAAGGUGGGGUCUGUCACCAUGUUUUACUGUGUACUGGCCUACAUGGGGUUCCUGGCUGUUAGCUUUGUGGUGUCUUUCAUGGCCAGAAAGUUACCAGACAGUUUUAAUGAAGCCAAAUUUAUCACUUUCAGUCUCUUGGUCUUUUGCAGUGUUUGGAUAUCUUUUGUUCCCACCUACCUGAGCACUAAGGGAAAAUCCAUGGUGGCCGUGGAGAUCUUCUCCAUCCUAGCAUCCACUGCUGGUCUUCUGGGUUGCAUCUUUACCCCCAAAUGUUUUAUUAUUAUGCUGCGGCCUGAGUUGAACAACAGGGAACAGCUGAUAAGAAGAAAAGCAAACUAA